GUCAUUAGAUACCAAUGGUCGCGUCGGUGAAUAGAAGCAGAUACGAUGAUCAAAUAUGUCGUAAUCGAAUGCUAAAGGAUUGGACAACCUUGUGUAACAUAGCCUGAGGGUAUUUAAGCAACAUUUGAAGUAGCGUCCAGCUCGACAACGAAAUUGAGUACACGUUGUCUGCGGUAGUAUCUGAACACUAUCUUUGUAGGACAGCUUAUCAGUUCAGUGACGCAAGCUCGAAGGUACUCACAGCAAGUAUUUCUCCGAGUAAACAUAAGUGGAUGAUAAAUCAAUCGAGAAGAUCGGUACAUACCCAGAGUUAAGUAUCGAUCUUCUACAUCUUCAGCGCAUACCUGUUUGUGACAGCUUUGGGUUGUCUGGUCUGAUUCUGGGCGGAUUUAUGGAGGGAUUACUAUAUAGAGCAGAACCACUGACUAAUACCAACCGUUGUUGUUGAGAAAGGUUUAUUGCCGAAACUCCGAAUAUGAAGUGUUGUCCUUAAAACUGCAGGGCAACGCUGUACCAUAGGGGAAUUCUACCCAAGAAGACUGUUCGUUCACCACGCGACGUGUGUAAGUAGGUCAAUACACCCUGUGUUGGAUUGGAUACUGCCGCUAGCGCCAGAAUAGGAUACCAACCAAUCCCAAAUAAUGCUCAGCCCUCGACGCAACUGGCGACUUUUUGCGUUAUUAACUUGCGCCUUGGUACUGACAGCACUCGUCUACUCGAAUACAGGAUUCAAGGGACUUAUCAAUGAGAAUGUAGUUCACGGCCUGAGAGAUAAAGGCAAACCUUCGCCUGAAUCUCAUCACAGCGGCUCAGAAAUACAAUCCAUUCCUGAGGAAUAUUUCGUUAAGCCACAAUGGGAAAAGAAAUAUUUCAUCUACGACUGUUCCCAUGGUAACUGUGGUGGUCUAGGGGAUAGACAAGAAGGAAUUGUAGGUGCUUAUAUCAUUUCACAAAUAUUAAGCCGGAGGUUCAAGGUCAACAUGCUGGUACCAUGUGAUAUCGGGAAUUUCCUCCAGUCGAACAAAGUUGACUGGAUUCUUCAACCUUCUGAAAUAAAUGGCCUGAAAAGUAGCAGGUACAACCGAAUUGACCAUGAAGCAUUUAAACUACGUGAGAAAAUUGCAAAAUCUCUUGAUUUAGAAAAAGAAUUUCCUUCUGACGUCACAUAUUUUACUGUGAAUCAGGAAAUGGUUAACUAUCUAAAGCUGCAUCCGCUUUUUAAGACUCUUCGGUGGGCAUAUAAUCAGACAACAACUGACAUAUACAAUAUUGUUUUACGACGGUUGUUUAGAAUGAGACCUGAAAUUCAAAAAAGGUUUGAUGAUUUCCAAACUUCAGCUCGUGACAAAGGGAGAAAACUCGUGUGUGCACAUGUUCGAGUGAGGGGCAAUCCUACUAUUCCAACUGACUGGCACAGUCCCACACCCUUGAAUGUUAGUGUAGUGUGGAACUUCCUUAGUCAGUAUAACAACAGCGCUCUCUAUCGAAUGUUCGUGGCCACAGACUCUCAGAAAGUGCGACAGGAUGCGAAGAGGUUGUUUCCUAGUGUCAUCCAAGAUUUGAAGGGGGAUAUCGUUCAUGUUGAUCGUGACAAUCAUGGAAAAGAUUACGCAUGCGCCGGUUUUGGUAAAGUGAUUCUUGAUCAACAGACGAUGUCAUCAUGUGACGUAUUCUUUAUGACAGACAGUGGACUUGGCCGUAUCGCAUCCAUGAUGAGAGGAACAGACAAAGACCUGUACUGUAUGGCUGGCAAUUCCGCACACAGCAAGUGCUCUUUUGACGAUAAAGGUUUCUUUCCCCAGCACUGGUAGGCGUGAUAGAUACCAGUUGUGUAUCUGUUUGACGUCUUUUGUAGGAAACAUUGUUACGACGUAAAUUGUAAUAAAAACGCAAAUUGUAAUAAAAAUUGACGUAAAUUGUUAUACGCAAAUUAUAAAAAAACAUUGACGUAAAUUGUAAUAAUUUUAGUUGCGGUAAUAACAGUUUUAAUCAUACGUAAAUACGCGUGUACUCGUUUUUCGUUGAAUUUCAUAAAUUUCAUAAGCUUGUUAGGGCGAUAGCUCAAGAAAUGACUGAUUUUGUUCAAAUUUGGUAUCAAGCUCUCUUGGCGAGAUUCACCGACACCAGUUGAAGUUAGUGACCUGGAUAUAAUUUGCAAGGUCACAGCAAAAAUCUGAGUGAUUUGCCACUAUAAAGAUUGUUAG
Messenger RNA from Haliotis rubra (blacklip abalone), 2204 nucleotides. RefSeq lists its product as uncharacterized. The transcript is spliced from 2 exons. The coding region runs from base 642 to 1811 and encodes 389 amino acids. The record is from RefSeq and is a predicted model, not a curated record. Lineage: Eukaryota; Metazoa; Mollusca; Gastropoda; Lepetellida; Haliotidae.